Molecule: messenger RNA, 497 nt
Organism: Anopheles bellator
Lineage: Eukaryota; Metazoa; Arthropoda; Insecta; Diptera; Culicidae
Exons: 4
Coding region: 66-497 (143 amino acids)
Cellular component (GO): nucleus
Molecular function (GO): zinc ion binding
Source: RefSeq, a predicted model, not a curated record
AACAAACCCAACGCGGACGCGGAAUUUACAGAAUCUCUGCACAGAAAUAGACGAUUACAGUCAAAAUGAAAGCUUCGGCAUUUAUCAAGAAGAAGAAUGGCGUAGAAACCACCAAAAUAUGCCGUUGGUGCUUGUCUACGUGCAACGCUUUGGAGCCCCUAGCGAACGACGAAUCCGGACAAUACAAGCUUCAGAAACUCCUCGAUUUUACCGGUUUACAGGCCAAUGCAUUACCUGGAGUUCAAUCGUUUCUGUGCACGAAGUGCGAAUCGCGUUUGGAUAAGAUGUAUACGUUUCGCUGGCGAUGCAACAAAAACAUUGCAUUGGCCAACAAGCUAAACACAUCGAAGAACGAGGCAGACAUUGGCAAAGACCAUCUUGGCCACUCUGCUGAGCAAACGGUUGGCACAGAAUUGUUAAUCGAAACUGAAGUCACCACACCGGAUUCAGCGAACGAUUUGCACUUGAGCUGUGCAGCUCAUCAAAUAAAAGUAUAA